This is a messenger RNA of Drosophila bipectinata, 1020 nucleotides long. RefSeq lists its product as uncharacterized. The record is from RefSeq and is a predicted model, not a curated record. NCBI's taxonomy places the organism in Eukaryota, Metazoa, Arthropoda, Insecta, Diptera, Drosophilidae.
AUGAGGAACGAACAUAAGGCCAUCCAGAUCACCAGACAAGUAAUAGAAGUACAUCACAGAGGCGGAUUCGAGAUCCGUAUUUGGUCGUCGAAUUCGGAAGAUGUACUUAAAAGCUUGCAGGAUAAUGGCAACGUUGGAAGCCAAAAGCCCGUGGAUUUUUAUUCAACAGAAAAGAUACUUGAUAUGUCCUGGGACCCACAUAAUGAUAUGUUCAAGUUUAUCGUCAGAUUUUUAAAGCUGACGCGUGAAGUGCUUGCGGAAAACGCAGUCCCUACCAAGCGAGAAGUACUACAAGUUCUGAUGUCGAUUUUCGAUCCAUUGGGAUUUUUAUCAUGCCAGACGAUUGGGCUAAAAAUACACCUUCAGCACAUAUGGUGGCAAAAUUUUGAAUGGGAUCAAGAGCUACCUGAAAGAAUGCUAGAAGAAUGGCGCCAAUGGAAAACCAUUUUGCAAGAGAUAGGGACUAUCGAGGUCCCUAGAUGCUUUGCCCCAGCCACCUCGGAGCCAGGUCAAGUUGGACUCCACACAUUUUUCGACGCCUGCGAGCAAGCGUAUUCUGCAGUCUGCUACUUGCGUGGGGCAACGGAUGACAAAGUCGUCAUGUCGUUGGUUAUACCGAAAUCCAAGAGAGCACCUUUAAAACCACUAUCGAUUCCGCGUAUAGAGCUGCAAGCAGCAGUUAUGGGAGCACGUUUAGACCACAUGGUGAUGAGCACACGCAACCUACGAAUCGACAAAGCCACAUACUGGUCGGACUCCAAGACAGUGUUGCAGUGGUUAACUAUGGACCCCCGCAACUUUCAUCAGUUCGUGAUGUACAGAGUCGCCGAAAUUCUGGAAACAACACUGGUCAAGCAAUGGCGGUGGAUUUCUUCAAAGCUGAACGUAGCAGAUGGCGCUACCAAGGUCACCGGGCAAACCCAGCAAGAGACGUGGAUAACGGGCCCGGAGUUCCUGAAGACCGAUGCAAGCAACUGGCCAACAUCCAAAAAGCAGGAGAGCAUCAUGGGUACUUCGUAG